AUGGGAUCAGUUGCCAACUUGAGCUCCACUCCCUACGGCAGACGUCUGCUGCCAACACUCAUCGACGAAGUUUCCAGCCAAGACCCCGACCGAGAAUGCUUCCAGAUCCCGCGCUCGUCUGAGCCGUCCGACGGAUGGCGGGUCCUCACCUGGAGGGACGUGGCCAACGCGGUCAACCGUUGCGCCCAUAGGAUUGUCGAAGUCUGCGGCACACCGGAGAAGGACAGCUUCCCAACCAUCGCCUACCUCGGCCCCAACGAUGUGCGGUACGUUGUGAUGAUGAUUGCGGCUGUAAAGGCCGGAUAUGCGGCCAUGUUCAUCUCUCCAAGGAAUUCCAAGGAGGGCCAGCUGAACCUUUUCGACAAGACGAGCUGCAAGAUCCUGGCUUUCGCCGGCUCACACAAGGAGACCGUGCAGCCGUGGCUGGCGGAGCGAGACAUGCAGGCAGUCGAGGUCAGCCCCCUGGAAGCCUGGUUCCCUGAGAAGCAGGUCCCUCACUUCCCGUACCACAAGACCUUCGACGAGGCGGAGUGGGACCCCAUGCUGGUCCUCCACACCAGCGGUUCCACCGGCCUCCCGAAACCCAUCGUUGUGCGCCACGGAAUGUGGAACGCCCUCGAUGCCCUCCACAACCUCCCAAUGUGGGAUGGUAAGAAGGUUUCCUUCCGUGAGUGGGCAGACCAGUCAAAGAGGCAUUUCAUCCCCAUGCCUCUCUUUCACAUGGCUGGCCUGCUUUGCGUCGUGGGCAUGUCCAUGUUCUGGGACACCCCCGUUUGCUUGGGCAUGGCGGAGCGCCCCCUGUCGUCAGACCUGGUGAUGGAGUGUCUGGACAGUUUGGAAGUUCAGUCCGCCUUGCUCCCACCAGCCAUCAUCGAAGAAAUUAGUCAGUCAGACGAAGGCCUGGACGCACUAACGAGGUUGAACAUCGUCGCUUUCGGCGGCGGAAACCUCAAUCGCGAGGCAGGAAACAGGAUAGCCAAGCGAGGCACAGCGCUCAUGAACCUGAUCGGGGCCACCGAGUUCGCGCCGUUCCCGACGUAUGCCAGGAAUGACCCAACCAUGUGGCAGUACUUCGUCUACCUCCCAGAGGCCAUGGGCUGCGAGUUCCGGAAGCAGGGCGACGAGGACGUGUACGAGAUGGUCUUCGUGCGGCAAAAGAAGAACCAGCACCCCCAUCCCGGCCUCCAGGGCAUCUUCUACACCUUCCCCGACCUCAACGAGUGGAGCACCCGCGACCUUUACCGCCCCCACCCGACCAAGCCACACCACUGGAUCUAUCAUGGGCGCGCGGACAGCAUCAUCGUGUUCAGCAGUGGCGAGAAGCUGAACCCGGUGACGAUUGAGGAGAUCGUCGGCGAUCACCCCAGCCUCAAGGGCGCUAUGGUGGUCGGGUCCGAGAGGUUCCAGGCGGGCCUUUUCAUCGAGCCAAGGGUUCACCCCACGACUAAAGAUGAGGAGAAGGCGUUGUUGGACAAUGUCUGGCCUCUGGUUGAGAAGGCCAACGUGGAGACUGUGGCACAUGGACGCAUCAGUCGUGAUAUGAUAAGGUUGUCCAACCCGGAUAAGCCGUUCUCACGUGCUGGCAAGGGGACGAUCCAGCGGGCUGCCACUGUGAAGUUGUACAAGGAUGAGAUUGACAACCUUUACGAGAACAAAGAGACGGGGCAGCACGCGGAGGAAGUCGUCGAGCUUGACCUGAAGUCUGAGGAGUCCUUGGCCAAGUCCAUUGUGGCGACGCUCCGCAAGUAUGUCGGGGCAGAAAGGCUGGACGUCGACGUCGACUUCUUCGCGGCGGGCAUCGAUUCGAUGGGCGUCAUGAAGGCUGCCAAGCUCCUGCGAGCCGGGCUGAAGGACGCGGGCCGCCCGGUCGACGACAAGGCCGUGGCAGCCAGAGUCAUCUAUCAGAACGCCACACCUCGACGACUUGCCGCGCACAUCUUGGGCAAUGUGCUGAACGGACAGGGCCAGGAACUGAGCGAAGACGAGCAGCAACAGCAAGCCAUGCGCGCCAUCUGGAAGAAAUACACGCAGAACCUCACCAAGGCCCAGCCUAACCGCCCCGACCCCUCGAACGACAACCAGACGGUGAUUCUCACGGGCUCCACCGGCAUGCUGGGAUCCUACAUCCUCAACUUCAUGGCCCAGAACCCCCGCGUCGCAAAGGUCAUCUGCCUCAACCGCGCCGCAGACGGCGGGCGCGCCCAGCAGGCAAAGGCCUUCACGGACCGCGGCCUCGACACGAGCACGCUCGCCACCAAGGCCGAGUUCCACCACGCCGACCUCUCGCAUCCCAAGCUCGGCCUCCCGGACGCCGUCUACGCGCGCCUCCAGGCCGAGGCAGACCGCGUAAUCCACAACGCCUGGCCCGUCAACUUCAACAUCCCCAUCGAGUCCUUCGAGCCCUCCCUCGCGGGCGUCCGGCACGUCGCCGACCUCGCCGCCUCGGCAGCCCGCCGCGUCGCAGUGACGUUCAUCAGCUCCAUCGCCGCCGCGGACCGGUGGGACCCGGCCGCGCACGGCGCGGCUAAAGUGCCCGAGCACCGCCUCGAGGACCUCGCCCUCCCCAACGGCGGGUACGGCCGCAGCAAGGCGGUCGGCAGCCUGAUCGUCGAGGACGCCGCCGCGGCCGCGGCCGCGGGCGACUUCCCGCACGCCAUCGUGCGCGUGGGACAGGUCGCGGGGCCCGAGGCCGAGGCGGGGGCGUGGGGCCGGCAGGAGUGGCUGCCUAGCAUCAUCGCUAGCAGCCUGUACCUCGGUGCGCUGCCCACGAACCUGGGGGGCAUGAGUAGGGUGGACUGGACGCCUGCGGAGCGGAUUGCGGGCUUGGUGCUCGAGGCGGGUGGUGUGACGCGUGUUGUGGGGAGGGCUGAUGAGAUCAGUGGGUACUACCACGGCGUGAACCCGCACGAGUCGCAGUGGGAGGACCUCGCCGUUGCGGUGCAGGAGUUCUACGGCAAGGAGAGGAUCAGGGAGCUGGUCGGAUUUGGGGAGUGGGUCGACCGGCUGGAGAAGACGCAGGCCGACGGCCCGGAGAGCAUUGCUCGCAACCCUGGUGUCAAGCUUGUUGAUUCUUACCGGGACAUGGCUCGGGCGCCUGGGGCUGUGGUUUAUGAUAUGGAGAAGACCCUUGAGAGAUGUCAGGGCGUCAGGCAGACAAAGGCUGUUACGCCGGAUAUGAUGAAGCAUUGGUGCAGGCAAUGGGGUUUCUAA
This is a messenger RNA of Diaporthe citri, 3210 nucleotides long. RefSeq lists its product as uncharacterized. NCBI's taxonomy places the organism in Eukaryota, Fungi, Ascomycota, Sordariomycetes, Diaporthales, Diaporthaceae. The transcript is spliced from 2 exons. Bases 1 to 3210 code for a protein of 1069 amino acids. The record is from RefSeq and is a predicted model, not a curated record. Gene Ontology annotation, molecular function: phosphopantetheine binding.